AUGGCAGCUUUACUCCUUAAUCGCUCUUUCUUCUGCUACCUCUUCCUUUUCCUCUUUUGUCUUCCACCUAUAAACACACUCUCCACUGUUUCCAUUUCUCAACCUUCCAAUUCCAACAACCAAACAUUUAUUUGUGUCUUGCAAGGUCCAAAUCAACAAGGACAAUCAAAUCUCAACUGUACCACCUUUCCUCGGUCUCAGACUCAGGCUAUUAGACUUGAUGCGAAUCCAAAUGUUUCCUACUCUCAGAUUGUGGGCGGCAACGGGUUUGUGUGCGCUUUAGGGCCAUCAUCUUCUUCUAUCUCCGUGAUGGGCUGUUGGAGAUUUUCUGCCAAUGCUACCAAUGUUCCCUAUAGACGCAUCUACAAUGGACCCCUUCUCCAAGAUAUUGACAGUAGCAACUCCCACGUUUGCGGUCUUGUAAAUAAUGACAGUAGCCUUCAGCUUCAGUGCUGGCAAUGGCAUGACUUCAAUUCGAGCAGUGGGAGUGUGAGGAACAUGUCAAUGUCGAGCAUUGCCGUGGGAGAGAAUUUUGUGUGUGGAUUAUCGCCGAGGGGGGAUGUAAAUUGUACGGGCACGGGGAGGGUUAAUAGUAGCAGAGUUGUUGUUGGUGUCCCUGCGCCUGGUGGGAAUUACACUUUUCUCGCAGCUGGGUUUAGGCAUGCCUGUGUCCUCUCCAGGAAUGGUAGUUUGCUUUGCUGGGGAGACAUGGAGGGUGAGACACCCCAAGGGAGGUUCGUUUCUUUGGCGUUGGGAGAGAACCGGAGCUGUGCACUUGGGCACGACAGAAGAGUUGUCUGUUGGGGGUCCAAUAAUUUCAUCAUCCCACACACUUUGCGAGACACUUUUUUUGAGUCAAUUGUGGCAAAACAAAGUGUUUUCUGCGGAGUCGUGUCUGCCAAUUAUUCUUUGCUCUGUUGGGGUUCUCAAUUUUUUGAGUCAGACAGCAAGGUGUUUGACGAUGUUCUCCCAGGACCUUGUAGGAACCAGUGCCCGUGUGGGCCCUUGCCCGACUCUGCCAAACUAUGUCACUCUCCUGCCGUAAUUUGCCAACCCUGUUCCCCUGAAGUGGUUCAAUCUUCAUCUCCACCUCCACCACCAUCAUCAAACCACACUGGUUGGAGCAGACAAAUGGUCGCAUUCCUAGUUGUUGGUUGUGUGGGUUGCAGUUCCCUGUUGCUAGUCAUGGCUUUCUUCCUUCACAGGUAUUGCAACUCUAAACGCGGAGGAAGCCGUGUCCAUGACUCUGGCCGGUUGGACGGGUCAUCCCACUCUCAAUCACAGCCUCAAGCUGAAGCUGGAUCCCGGGUUCUUCAGAAGCGUUUGAGCCACGUGAUCAGCAUGGGAAAUGGGAGCCCGUUGGAGGAGUUUUCCCUCGACACACUGCUUCGAAUCACCAACAGCUUCUGCGAGGACAACAGAAUUGGGAUUGGCAGCUUCGGUUCGGUGUAUCAUGCGAUUUUGGAGGACGGGAAGGAGGUGGCUAUAAAAAGAGCCGAAGCCUCAUCCUCCACCUACACUGUCUUGGGUGCCCAGUUGGACAAAGACAAUGCGUUCGUGAACGAGCUUGAAUCUCUGUCCAGACUCCACCACAAGAACCUGGUCCGCUUGGUGGGGUUCUAUGAAGACACUAAAGAACGCAUUUUGGUGUACGAGUACAUGGACAAUGGGAGCCUGAGUGACCAUCUCCACAAGCUCCAAACUUCAGCUCUCAUGUCAUGGCCGGUGCGCAUCAAGGUGGCUCUGGAUGCUGCCAGAGGCGUGGAGUACUUGCACCAAUACGCCACUCCACCAGUCAUCCACCGUGACAUCAAGUCUGCCAACAUAUUAUUGGAUGCCAAGUGGACUGCCAAGGUCUCUGAUUUUGGACUCUCCCUAAUGGGACCUGACCCUGAAGAUGAGGAGGCCCACCUUUCACUUCUGGCCGCUGGCACUGUUGGCUACAUGGACCCUGAAUACUACAGGCUUCAACAUUUGACCCCCAAGAGUGACGUCUACAGCUUCGGCGUGGUUUUGCUAGAGUUGCUCUCUGGCUACAAGGCCAUUCAUAAAAACGAGAAUGGGGUGCCAAGAAAUGUGGUUGAUUUUGUGGUUCCAUUCAUUGUUCAAGAUGAGAUUCACAGAGUGUUGGACAAAAGAGUGCCCCCUCCCACGCCUUUUGAGAUAGAGGCCGUGGCGUUUGUGGGUUAUUUGGCAGCAGAUUGCGUCAGGCUGGAAGGUCGAGACAGACCAACCAUGUCCCAAGUUGUAAAUAACUUGGAAAGAGCAUUGGCUGCAUGUUUAGCCCAACCAAUACUCUCCAGGUCCACCACUCACUCUUCUCAAUAG
This is a messenger RNA of Sphenostylis stenocarpa, 2328 nucleotides long. NCBI's taxonomy places the organism in Eukaryota, Viridiplantae, Streptophyta, Magnoliopsida, Fabales, Fabaceae. The record is from the annotation of a GenBank genome assembly.